Messenger RNA from Anoplopoma fimbria (sablefish), 1806 nucleotides. RefSeq names its product dynein axonemal heavy chain 12-like. Bases 103 to 1806 code for a protein of 567 amino acids. Gene Ontology annotation, molecular function: protein binding. NCBI's taxonomy places the organism in Eukaryota, Metazoa, Chordata, Actinopteri, Perciformes, Anoplopomatidae. The transcript is spliced from 13 exons. The record is from RefSeq and is a predicted model, not a curated record.
CAACAACAACAGACCCUCCUUUAAUCAGAGGGGACUCGAACAGCCGAGUAGAGGGAACAAACAACGACUCAACACAAAACCACAAGAACCAUCGUCUUCAUUAUGGAGUUUUUGCGAUUUGGGAUGCUGGAGGAUGAUGAGGAUGACGACGUGGACGCAGCGACUCAGUACAUGAUUGAACAAAGUCUUCUGGAGAGCAACAAACAGAAGGAAUCUAAGAAACCAAGGUCCUCCGGGCCAGAGUCUGCAGACUGCAGCCCGAUCUUCACUGCUAUAAGACAAGGGAACCAGAAGCUCUUGGAGGAUCUUAGUGUACGACAGAGGGACAAGUUUUUAAAGACAGACGGCCGAGGUUGGACUCCUCUGCAUGAAGCAGCAGCUCAGAGCAACCAAACCAUCCUGGAGCUCACAUUCAAAGUUUCAGGCUCAGGCUCCCUGGAGAGUCGCACUCUUCGUGGUCAGACUCCUCUCUUCCUGGCAGUAGAAGGAGGUCUGAUAGAAAACGCCUCCUUCCUCCUUGAACAUGGAGCCAAGCCGGACACUCAGGACCAGGACCAAGACUCCCCGCUGCUAGCAGCGAUCCGUUCAGACCGGGAUGACCUGAUGAAGCUGCUGCUCCAGCAGGGCUCCAGGGUGAACCAGGGGGGCUGCCACAGCCGGCGUCCCCUCCACGAGGCCGUACAUCUGGGUAAGACGCCACUGGUGACUCUGCUGCUGGAGGCCGGAGCCGAGACAGAUCCUCGGAGUGACUACGGCCUCACGCCGCUGGCUCUGGCUGUUCAGGCCGGACACCUGGAGGUGGUGGAGACGCUGCUGAGGAGAGGUGCGGACGUCCUGUCCCAGGCGCAGGACGGGGCCUCCAUCUUGUACGAGGCGUGUUCUUCAGGAGAUCUGGAGGUCAUCAGUCUGCUGCUGGAAUACGGCGCCGACGCCAACGUGGCCAAACAGACGGCACACAUGCCGAUCCACCGUGUCGCACACAGAGGACACCUGCAAGCUCUACAGCUGCUGAUUCCAGUCACUUCUAAGACCGAAGUCUAUGACAGCGGGACAAGUCCUCUACACUCUGCUGCUGCAGGAGGACAUCCACACUGCAUCAAGGCCUUGCUGGAUGCAGGUUAUGACCCAAACUACAUGCUUCAACCCUGGGCUCGGCGUGGUUAUGAUGAUGAGAGGAAGUCAGCGCUCUUCUUCGCGGUCUUAAAUAACGACGUGCCGUCCGCCACACUGCUGCUGGAGGCCGGGGCCAUGACCAACCAGGACCCAAUCAAAUGUCUGCAGAUUGCCCUGCGUGUGGGCAACUAUGAGUUGAUCAACCUGUUGCUGAGGUUUGGAGCCAACGUCAACUAUUACUGCAAAAUAAACACGACACACUUCCCAUCGGCCCUGCAGUACGCUCUCAAAGACGAGGUGAUCCUCAAGAUGCUGUGUAACUACGGUUACGAUGUGAAGCGCUGCUUCGACUGUCCCUACGGCAACGGCUCCCACGUCCCUGAGGACUACGAGGGAUGGAGCAGCACUGUGAUCAAAGACGCCAUGUUCUGCGAGGUGAUCACCGUCCGCUGGCUGAAGGGAAUCUCAGGUCAGGUGGUUCGUGUCAUGUUGGACUACCUGGAUCAUGUGCCCUUGUGCUCCAAGCUGAAGGCUGCUGUGAUGGAGCAGCAGCAGUGGCCCGACAUCUGCAGUCUGCAAGAGAACGCUCGCUGUCUGAAGCAUCUCUGUCGUCUGCAGAUCCGUCGCUGUCUUGGUCGCCUCCAUCUGAGGUCACCCGUCUUCAUGAGCUCCUGCCGUUGCCGGGGCGACUGA